Molecule: messenger RNA, 831 nt
Organism: Jaculus jaculus (lesser Egyptian jerboa)
Lineage: Eukaryota; Metazoa; Chordata; Mammalia; Rodentia; Dipodidae
Product: gastrula zinc finger protein XlCGF7.1-like
Exons: 2
Biological process (GO): regulation of transcription by RNA polymerase II
Molecular function (GO): RNA polymerase II cis-regulatory region sequence-specific DNA binding; DNA-binding transcription factor activity, RNA polymerase II-specific
Source: RefSeq, a predicted model, not a curated record
AAUUAAAAACUCAACAGAAAAUGCACUGGAUAGAGACUGAUGAUUUUAAACAAUGCCAGAAUACCGUUUACCAGAAGUUACAUCAGACUUGUUAUCAAGGAACAAACACAGGUGACAGGCUGUAUGAAUGUAGGACAACCUUUAUCUCUAAGUCACACGUCACUAAUCAUCAGGGAACUCAAGCAGGUUAUAAGCCAUAUGAAUGUAGCAAAUGUGGGAAAGCUUUCCUGUCCAAGUCACAUCUUAAUAAGCCAUAUGAAUGUCCUGCAUGUGGAAAAGCCUGCAUUACAAACUCAGAUCCUAAUAAGCAUCAGAGAAAUCAGACAUAUGAGAUCCCUUAUGAAUGCAUUGAAUGUGGGAAAACUUUCAUCUCCAUGUCACAACUUACUAAUCAUCAGAUAACUCACACAGAAGAGAAAUCAUAUGAAUGUACUGAAUUCGGAAAAGGCUUCAUCCACAAGUCACAGUUAAAUAAUCAUCAUAGAACUCACUCAGGUGAGAAACCAUAUAAAUGCACUGAAUGCGGAAAAGGCUUCCUCUAUAAGUCAGUUCUUACUACGCAUCAGAGAACUCACACAGGUGAGAAGCCAUAUGAAUGUACUGACUGUGGGAAAGCUUUCAUCAGGAAGUCACAUCUUAUCACGCAUCAGAGAACGCACACAGGUGAGAAACCAUAUGAAUGUCCUGAAUGUGGGAGAGCCUUCAUCUCCAAGUCACAGCUCACUAAUCAUCAGAGGACUCACAAAGGUGAGAGACCAUAUAAAUGUAUUCAAUGUGAAAAAAGCUUCAUCCGCAAGACAAAUCUUACAAAUCAUCAGAGAAUUCACACAG